Messenger RNA from Aspergillus ochraceoroseus IBT 24754, 1910 nucleotides. RefSeq lists its product as uncharacterized. The record is from RefSeq and is a predicted model, not a curated record. The transcript is spliced from 2 exons. The coding region runs from base 250 to 1542 and encodes 430 amino acids. Lineage: Eukaryota; Fungi; Ascomycota; Eurotiomycetes; Eurotiales; Aspergillaceae.
CCUUCCUACUAUCCUCAUACUCUGUGUAGCUUUGCUUCCUUUACUGACACUACCCAUACCCAAGCGCCUCGCCAGUGAGACGCUUACACCAGGCAUCAGGUGAUCACUGACUGUAUAUGGCUUCCUGUACACCCGGCUUGUAUCAUUGUUCACCCCGCUGCGCUCAAGCAAAGCAGCAACAAAUAAGUCUGUCUUCUGUUCUUUAUCUGCCAUGUCACUCUCUACAUAUUCAUCAUCAUUCUGGCAUAAAUGAAGCGGUCACGCUCUCCUUCUCCUGGGUUUUUAGCCAUAAAGCAACAUAAGCCGCAACAUAAGCCGGUCUUCCCGACCACUUGUCUUACAUCUGAUGCUCUUGAGGAGCACAAUCACAAUACCCCAUCCCUUCCCCCUUGUGCGCUUUUAGAGAUGGCCUCGGUGGAGAGGGCGCACAGUUUAUCAGAUAUCCCAAUAAUACCUCCUCCUUCUACACGCUCUUCACAACGGUCGCGAUCGAGCAGUCCGAUUAGACCCAGUGAUGCACAAUAUCGCGGCGGCCAUCUUCGGCGCGCAAAGAUCUUCGUUGGCGAUGAAAUCCCCCCCAGUAUCAGUCAUUAUGCAGAUACAAGUAUUUUUCAUAAUUUAGCCCACCAUGGCAACGAUCAUCUUCACCAAGUUUCCGAAAAGCUCUGGAGGAAGUCCAAGGAACUGGAGCGAAACCCAUCGGGGGAAGCCGAAUGGACCGAAGCUUUGUACGCAGCCAUCAACGAUUUAAAACCGGCGGGAUUUGAGGCGGUUCGGAACCGAGAUUGGCGUGCAGACUUAAAACCUCCAGUACACAACCCUCGGCCUACCGUUCCACGAAAACGAAGCCAGUUACAUCGUCGACUUUUGCAGGAGAAUGCCGCCACUGACAGCCUCCCCCCUUCGCCGGAUUCCCCACCAGCGCUUCCUGUGUUCAGGCUGAAGGAUCCCCGGCCCGAUAUAUGCGUUGGCCUGUCGGACGACACGCUAGCAGAAGCCCUUGAGCCCGCGAGGGGCCGCGACAUCGCACAAAGCCUCUUGCUCGAUAUGCAAGAUAUCUCGACUCUCAUCAGCGAUCCGCACGUUACCCCCCUGGGCCUUCGUUUCCCCUUUCUGAUAGUCGAGGCCAAGGCCGGUGCCACCGGAGGGAACCUCUACCAAGCCCAGAACCAAGCCGCAGUAGGUGGCUCGGCAGCCCUCCUGAUCCUCCAAGGCCUCUCGGAUCUUCGGGAUCUGAACGGAGAACCCCCAGAUGGCGCCGAAGCCAGCGAUGGGUCCGGUCAAAAAGCAGCAGCUACGUCGUCUAAGUCUAACAUCGUGUUAAACCUAGCGUUUUCUGUCACUACCGAGGGGCCAAUUCACGAGUUCUGGCUGCAUUUUCGAAUGCCCGAAGCAGGAGACUUCCACAUGGUAUGCAUCGGGACCUGGAGGACGACCUUGAAAGACGGGUCGCUGAAUUUCCUACGUCACCUCUCGGCUGUCUUGAAAUGGGGUAAUGGCGAGUUCAAAGAUAAUUUGAUUGGCAUUCUUCAGGAUCUGUGAAGCAAUUUUUAAUGGAUAGAUCGGACAGCAGCUGGUUUUGGCCGCCCUAUCUUAGAUAGAGGCCCUUAACUACUAGAUGGUUUACUGAUAAAGAGUUCGUCUAAAGAAACUACUGGGUAGUAGCCAUGUGGCAUUGGAUUAAUUAGUCUUUUAACUCUGAUUCUUUAUACAUGUGCACAUCACGAAAUAGAAGAGGCUUUCAACUGAACUCGAGUCAUUUCAUUGGAAGCAUAUUAACAGAUACUAGUUAGUUAAUAUUCCCUGACAGGACAGAGCCGCAAUGUGGUUGGAACAGAGGUACCAUAUCUACACUAGUUAGUACCUUGGUAGUAUGAGAAUCACUUAUAGUAAUUUAUAAAAAGAAUGCG